Messenger RNA from Fukomys damarensis (Damara mole-rat), 1052 nucleotides. Its product is annotated as eukaryotic translation initiation factor 3 subunit L-like. Gene Ontology annotation, biological process: translational initiation. NCBI's taxonomy places the organism in Eukaryota, Metazoa, Chordata, Mammalia, Rodentia, Bathyergidae. Gene Ontology annotation, molecular function: translation initiation factor activity. The record is from RefSeq and is a predicted model, not a curated record. Gene Ontology annotation, cellular component: eukaryotic translation initiation factor 3 complex; cytoplasm.
AUGGCAGGAGAUGGAGAGGCCGAGGCCGACGCUGUGGACAGGGAAAGGGUGCAGAGGCCGCAAAGGUCCCAGGCACCGGCACCGGGCACGCAGCUGACAGUGACCCUCGCAGACGCUGUCCGCGGCCUAGGGCUCCUGCACGAGUCAGUCACCCUCACGCGGUCACCCCCUCGCAGUUACCCGCAGAGAGACGGAGGGCCAGGCGCAGGACAGGUGGAAUCCAAAGAGCCCGGAGAGGCGGGCAGCGGAGAGGACGGAGAGUUGGGCGAUGACAGCAUGGCCAGCGGCAGCCUCGGCAGCCCCAGAGCCCGGGCGUGCAAGAGGGCGGAGACCGCAGCGGCCCGAGGAGACCUCUGUUUUUGCCAUGUCUGCAUUCCACAACCAUGGAGACUGCAGGGCAGUGCAGCCCUGAAUGAGCAGAUGCAUGCACUGCUGGCCAUCUCCCUCACCAUGUACCCUAGGAGGAUCGAUGAGCUGCGGGAGAAGUAUGGUGACAAGAUGCUGUGCAUGCAGAAAGGUGACCCGCAGGUCUACAAGGAGCUCUUCAGCUAUUCCUGCCUCAAGUUCCUGUUGCCUGUGGUGCCCAACUACGACAAUGUGCACCCCAACUACCACAAAAAGCCCUUCCUGCAGCAGUUUAAGGUGUUCUCUGAUGAGGAGCAGCAGCAGGCCCAGCUCUCCACCAUCCGCAGCUUCCUCAAGCUCUACACCACCAUGCCCGUGGCCAAGCUGGCUGGCUUCCUGGACCUCACCGAGCAGGAGUUCCGCAUCCAGCUCCUUGUCUUCAAGCACAAGAUGAAGAACCUGGUGUGGACCAGUGGUAUCUCUGCCCUGGAUGGCGAGUUCCAGUCUGCCUCGGAGGUUGACUUCUACAUUGAUAAGGACAUGAUCCACAUUGCAGACCCCAAAGUCUCCAAGCGCUACAGGGAUUUCUUCAUCCGUCAGAUCCACAAGUUUGAAGAGCUUAACCGAACCCUGAAGAAGAUGGGACAGAGACCCUGAGGACAUUCACAGUGAUCAGUCUGGGACCUCUUUUGACCUUAUAGGUGGGA